AUGAGCUCGCCCUUGACACUCCAGAUGCUGGCAAGAAGUAGUCUGCUCAAAAAUGAAGCCUUGGCUAUCUCCGCUCUGAAUAUGCUACCCAUGGAACUCUUCCCACCGCUAUUCAAAGAUGCCUUUAAGGGGAAACAAACAAACAUCCUGAGUGCUAUGGUGGCAGCCUGGCCAUUCAGAUGCCUUCCUGUGGGAGCCCUGAUGAAAUUUCAUGACCUGGAGAUCUUGAAGGCUGUGCUGGAUGGCCUUGAUCUGCUGAUUCAGCAGAAGGAUCGACCUAGCAGGAGUUGCAAACUAGAGGUGCUUGAUUUUCGGGAUGCCCAUCAUAACUUCUGGAAUGUGUGGGCUGGAACAGAGGAUGGUGUCUGCUCUCCAGAUGUCAUCAGAGAGACCCAACCAGUGGUGCACCAUCCCGAAAGACAGGGAAAAGUGGUUGUGACUGUGAUGAUGAACCUUUCCCUCAAGUCCAGGCAUCUCUGUAAAUGUCUAAAAUAUUUCUGCUGGUGGGCCCAGCAGAGAAAAGAUGUGCUUCAGGUUAUCUGUGAAAAGCUGGAGUUUGGUGCCCGUCCUUUCUAUAACCCCCUAGAGCUGCUGGAGGUAUUUGAACCAUGCUGUAUACAGGAUCUGGAAGUAAAUGCUCACUGGGACCUGAGGACCCUUGCAAUGCUUGCCCCUGGCCUGGGCCAGAUGAAAAACCUUCAGAAACUACGUAUCAAAAAAAUCUUCAUGCCCUUGCAUAGUUUUUGGAACCAAGAGAUGAAACAACAGUGCUUUCGACAGAUCAUUUUCCAAUUUUCCCAACUCAACAAGCUCCAGCAUCUCUAUUUGAAUUGUGUCUUUUUCCUGAAUGCAAGACUGGACCAAGUACUCAGGAACUUGCACAGUCCUUUAGAGACCCUAGCAAUCACUCGCUGUGCACUAUCAGAAUCAGACAUGAGUUACCUGUCCCAGUGUCCAAACGUCCAUCGGCUCACACAUCUGGACCUGAGUGAUGUCACCUUUUUAAAUUUAAGUCAUCCACUUCUGGAAAGACUUCUAGAGAGAUUGACAGCUACCCUGCAGAUAUUAAAAUUGAAGGGUUGUAUGCUCAUGGACUUCCAAAUCGAUGUUAUCCUCCCUGCCCUGAGCCAGUGUUGCCAGCUGGUGAAGGUGAAUUUUAUGAAGAACUUCUUGUCUUUGACAAGCCUUAAGAAGCUGCUUCAGCAUACUGCCAACCUGACACAGCUCACUUUGGAGAUGUACCCUGCCCCUGAUGAAGUGUAUGAUGACAUUGGUGAUGUCCUGCCAGACAGAUUUAACCAAUGUUGUUCCGAGCUCCUGGAAACUCUUAGAGCAGUAAGACAGCCAAAAGAGGUCUACUUUGUGAGUAAGAAAUGUCUAGAUUGCAGGGGAUUCUGUGUCUAUUACCAGAAGAAUGCACAGCUCACUCCACCACAGCAUUUCUCUACCUAUGCCUGUGUUUUUGUCUUGUCCCAUCUCACAGACCCAGACAGUCUCAAAGAUGUGCAGGUCCUGAAAUCCUAG
Messenger RNA from Phodopus roborovskii (desert hamster), 1524 nucleotides. RefSeq names its product PRAME family member 12-like. The record is from RefSeq and is a predicted model, not a curated record. NCBI's taxonomy places the organism in Eukaryota, Metazoa, Chordata, Mammalia, Rodentia, Cricetidae. Gene Ontology annotation, cellular component: cytoplasm. The transcript is spliced from 4 exons. Bases 1 to 1524 code for a protein of 507 amino acids. Gene Ontology annotation, biological process: negative regulation of DNA-templated transcription; negative regulation of apoptotic process; negative regulation of cell differentiation.